Linum tenue is the source of this 1704-nucleotide messenger RNA. The record is from the annotation of a GenBank genome assembly. Lineage: Eukaryota; Viridiplantae; Streptophyta; Magnoliopsida; Malpighiales; Linaceae.
AUGACCACCACCAUUAUCACUCUCACCUCACUAUCCCUUCUCCUCCUCUUUCAUCCUCUCCUCACCAAAUCCCAACCCGGUCGGACCAAUCCACCUUCCCCGGCAAGCCAGGGCCAGUGGCGGCUCCUCCAGUCAAAUUUGGGCAUCUCGCCAAUGCACAUGCAACUCCUCCACAACAACAAGGUGGUUAUGUUCGACCGGACCGAUUCGGGCCGGUCCAACCUCACAUUCUCGGACGGUCGGUGUCGGUUCGACCCGGACGACACCCAACUCCAGAUCGACUGCACCGCUCACUCCGUCCUCUACGAUGUCACCACCAACAAAAUUCGACCCCUCACGAUCCAAACCGACACCUGGUGCUCCUCCGGAGCGGUCCUCCCCAACGGCACUCUGCUGCAGACGGGCGGCUUCCACGACGGCGACCACGUCGUUCGUAUGUUCACCCCACGCUCUGGCCUACUGAGCUAUCUGGACGGCGACGAGGACGACAACGACUGGGUGGAGUACCCCGAUUAUUUGAAUCGAAGGCGAUGGUACGCCACGAACCAGAUUUUACCGGACGGCAGAGUGAUCAUCGUCGGUGGCCGGAGGCAGUACAAUUACGAAUUCUACCCUAGCGAUUCGAAGCUCUACUGGCUCGAUUUCUUGAGGGAAACGAGAGAUGGCCGCAACGAGAACAAUCUUUAUCCGUUCGUCCACCUCCUCCCCGACGGGAAUCUGUUCAUCUUCUCCAACACCAGGUCGAUUCUGUUUGACUACGACGGAAACAGAGUACUUACAGAGUUCCCAGAGAUUCCCGGAGGCGAUCCCCGGAACUACCCGAGCUCCGGAUCCUCCGUUCUCCUCCCGCUGGUGGAGAACGCGACGGCGCCGAGCUCAAUCGAGGUCGUCGAAGUCAUGGUCUGCGGCGGCGCUCCGCAAGGAGCGGUUCGAUCGGCCCGGGCGGGGGAAUUCGCGAGAGCAAUUUCAUCUUGCGGCAGGCUCAGAGUGUCCGAUCGGAACCCUAAUUGGGAGAUGGAGACCAUGCCAUUGGAGCGGGUGAUGGGAGACAUGCUGCUCCUCCCGACCGGCGACGUGAUCGUAAUCAACGGCGCUGGCAGAGGAACCGCCGGUUGGGAGAACGGCCGCGAGCCGGUGACCGCCCCUGUGAUUUACCGCCCCUCUGCCCCCCAGAUCUGGCGAUUCUCCGUCAUGGCGGCGUCUCCGACCGCGCGGAUGUACCAUUCGUCGGCGAUUCUUCUCGGAGACGGCCGAAUCCUCGUCGGAGGGAGCAAUCCUCACGUUUUCUACAACUUCACCGGCGUCCUGUACCCGACGGAGCUGAAAUUGGACGCGUUCUCGCCGCCGUACCUUUCGCCGGCGUACGAUCCCAUGCGGCCAAGGAUCGUUGGCGUGAGGGCGGCGGCGGUGAGGGGAUACGGGGAGGAGAUCCGGGUGAGUUUCUGCGUGACUCGGUACUUGACUCGGAGCGCGGUGUCGGUCAGGAUCGUGGCGCCGUCCUUCACGACUCAUUCCUUCGCCAUGAAUCAGAGGAUGGUCGUGUUGAGGAUUGUCGACGUGAAACAGAAGGCGUCGGAUAUGUAUACCGUGACGGUUGUUGGGCCGUCGACGGCGGAGAUCGCGCCGCCGGGGUAUUAUAUGAUGUUCGUGGUGCACGCUGGGAUUCCUAGUUCCUGUAUUUGGAUAAAGUUACAGUCGCGGUAG